AUGGGCUCGAAUGCGAGUAUUAUGCUUCAACAAGAAGAUUUGCAGAAUAUAUGUCAACAGACAGGUUUUACAACCAAACAAGUACAACGUUUGUACAGUCGUUUUAAAGCAUUAGAUAAACGUGAUUGUGGAUUUUUGACACGUGAAGAUCUAUUGUGCAUCCCAGAAGUCAACAUUAAUCCGUUAGGAGAACGUUUGAUUGAUGUAAUCAUGGAAGAUUAUGGUGAAAAUAAUAAAAUUAACUUUAAACAAUUUAUUUUUCUUCUUGCUAAAUUUCGUCGUGGAAAAGCAAAAUCAUUAACAACCGAAUUCAAUACACGUGAGAGUAAACUAAAAUUUUUAUUCGAUGCAAAUGUAUGA
Rotaria socialis is the source of this 360-nucleotide messenger RNA. The record is from the annotation of a GenBank genome assembly. NCBI's taxonomy places the organism in Eukaryota, Metazoa, Rotifera, Eurotatoria, Philodinida, Philodinidae.